Molecule: messenger RNA, 3356 nt
Organism: Daldinia caldariorum
Lineage: Eukaryota; Fungi; Ascomycota; Sordariomycetes; Xylariales; Hypoxylaceae
Product: TFP11-domain-containing protein
Exons: 1
Coding region: 57-2921 (954 amino acids)
Biological process (GO): spliceosomal complex disassembly
Cellular component (GO): U2-type post-mRNA release spliceosomal complex
Molecular function (GO): nucleic acid binding
Source: RefSeq, a predicted model, not a curated record
AUAACUUAAGCAACAAACGAUCUUCCCAACAACAACAACACGACCGGCUCAGCAGUAUGUCCUUCGAUCCUGGCCGAAUCUCCAAAGCUGAUGCCGCUGCCUACUCAUCUUCCUCAUCUGACGAUGAUGAUGAAGAUGACUACCUGCAGCCUUCUACCAACCCGCAAGCCGACGAAUUCUUUGACUUAAACCCUCGCAAACGAAGACGAACCGGUCGCAACGCUAAGGAAAGCGCCGCUCUGGGCAUAUUCGGGUCUGACAGCGAGGACGAUGGCCCGGGGAAGAGGUGGAAGUCGAAAAAGGAUUUGCGCCAUAAGAACGUGGCCUUCGUUUCCGCUGGUCAGGAAAGCUUAAACCAGAAUUUAAAUGAUGAAUCCAUCGAAGAUGACAAGGGUCAGGAUGAAGAUAAAGAUGAAGAUGACGAUGACGACGAAGACGAAGAGCAAUCCGGCAGCCACCCUGGCUUAGGCGCUAAACCAGUCCAUUCCAAGAUGCAAGAAGAUAGCGACGAAGACAACGAAGAUGAAGAUAUGACGGGAGUCGGUUUGGGAUUCGGUGCCACCUCUCAUGGGAUAGGUUGGAAGCCUCCCACUUCGUCGCAAACCAUGCCCGUCACCGGCGAGACGCCAAGUAAGCCGCCAAAGCUCAAAUCGAGGUACGAUGGAAGCACACCUCUAGGGAAAGGGUUUGUCCCUUCAUCCGCAAACGACCCUGUUCUAAAACCGAAUCUCGAUCGAGACACUUCCCCGGCACCUCAAACCCCUAAAUCUAGUGCUUUUGGUGGGAAAAAGGCCAAGUCAUUCGCAGCUCGAAUGAUGGAGAAGAUGGGUUACGUAGAAGGACAAGGUCUAGGUGCCCAGGGCCAAGGACGAAGCGGUAUCAUCGAAGCGACUCUACGCCCGCAAGGAGUUGGUUUGGGCGCUGUAAGGGAGAAAUCGGAAAAAGAACGCAAAGAAGAAAAGCGCCAGGCCCGAAUGCGAGGGGAGGAAGUCAGUGAUUCGGAUGAAGAAAGAAGGGCGAAGCGUGACAGGAGGAAGAAGAAGGGAACAGACAGUGCAGUUGGUAGUGGCGCGAGCACCCCAAGGAAACCCAAGACGAAAUACCUUACCGUUACCGACAUUCAAAAAGCCGCUCCAGGCCUGCAAAUUCCAGACGCCUUUACUCCCAUAUUAGAUCUAACGGGGCGAGAUCAAAAGCUGUUGACAUCUAGCUCGGGUUUAUUGACUCCGAAGGCUGGUGCCGAGCUUGUCGCGCAGACGGAAGCGCAAAAAUUGGCAAGGCGUGCUCAGGGUGAUCUCGCCGCCUUUGUUGAAGAAUGGAAGAGCCUAGAGGAACGGAAGGCAUGGCUAACUAUGGAGGAAGCCCAGCGCCAACAGGAGCUUGGUGAGCUCGAGAGUAGCUUCGCAGGACUCGAUAUUUUCUCGACUGUCUUAGACGGAGUCAGCCAAGCCGCUCAGGAGAGAGAUUGGGACCUGGUUAUGUCUGGGCUCAAGAAAGCCGAAUCAGCAGCAUCGACUCACGGCGAUGAAGAACUUGCCGCGCUUGCGGUAUCCGCCAUUCAUCCUUUUCUAAGAGAUGCUACUCAAGGCUGGCAUCCAUUAGAAGACCCAAAAUUAGGCAAUUUUGCUUCCGACCUCUCAGAUAUUCGGGGACUUCUAGGCCUUACCAAAACCCCUAACAAAAACACAAUCACGAAAUGGCAAGAUACCGAAAUUGACGGUACACAUCGUCAUCACAUCAAGUCGGCAACGGCCUGGGAGAGUAUGAUCUAUCAAAUCCUGUUUCCCAAGCUUGUAACAGCUAUUUCCCAGACUUGGGAUGUUUAUGAUGCAGUACCACUCCUGGAAUUUUUCGAAAAAUGGGAACAGCUUUUACCAGACUUUGUCCGCCUGCAGCUCAUUGAGCAAGUAGUAAGGAGACUUGAAGGUGGCGUCAGCAGCUGGAAGCCGAGAAAAAGGCACGAGAACUUGCACAUAUGGCUCUUCCCUUGGCUUCAGCAUCUCCCAGUUCAUCAUCUGGACCCCAAGGGAACUGGGCUAGUAGGAGAGGUGAGACGCAAGUUCAGACAGCUAAUUGGCACAUGGGACUUCUCUAAAGGCGUAGUGCCCGGUCUCAAACAAUGGAAAGACGUAUUCCGCCCAACCAAGGAACAGGACCAAUGGAGACCUUUAGUUAUGCAUCACCUGCUCCCAAGUCUCGCUCGAUAUCUACGAAUUAAUUUCCGCGUCGACCCUAGCGACCAAGAACCAUACCUUGAAAUGCUCAACGGUGUCUUCAAGUGGACGGACAUCAUCUCGGCGUCUCUAGUAGGAGAGGUCAUAGUUUCAGAAGUGUUCCCUAUGUGGCAUAAUAUUCUCUACCAAUGGCUCACCAGCCCAGACGCCAAUUAUGAAGAAAUCGGCGCCUGGUUUGAAUGGUGGAAGGAUCAGGCGAUACCUAGUGAGAUAUCAUCUCUUCCGAGUAUUUCUGCCGAGUUUGAGAAAGGUACCGCCAUGAUCGAGACUGCACUUGAUCUCGGCGCAGAUGCGAAGAGUAAACUUCCUCGGCCUGACGGUCGUCCUGCUCACCAACCGAAGCCCCACAAACCCAAAGCAGACAAGAAACCCAUAUCUAUACCCGUACCACAAGAGCCUAUUGACAAACCAGAACCCACAUUCCGCGACGAGAUAGAAAACUGGUGUCAAGAGAACGACCUCCAGUUCAUCCCGGUCCGCAAAGCCAACGAAGAGGGCAAGCAUUACUUCCGUAUUACAGCUCGUAUGGAUGGUAAGGGAGGUGUUUUGGCAUACUUUAAGGGCGGUGACACAUUGGUCGUUGAGUCCCGAAAAACCAACCUGGAGUUGAAACGGGAUAUCAAGGACGACUGGGGCCUAUUAAUCGAACCUUUAUAUCAGGAAAUAGAACAGGGAGGAAGGAGGUAAAGAUAACUAGAUGCCCAUAUAGAAUGGGAAAAUCCUAAUGAAGAGAUAAAGAGAGGGGACGGAAUCAAUUUGGGAGGUUAUAAGGAUAGUUUUCUGCCCACUCUCCGAUAUACUUACAUUAGUAAUACAGUACAGAUCAAUCCGCUCUGUACCUCCUAUAUAUAUACAUGUGAGCUUGGUCAGGGAACCAGCUUCAUAUAAAUUAGCAGGUGUCCAGCCAUCGAUUAUGGACAUGGAUAUUAGCACUUCAAAUAUCUUCUAUCACAUUCAACUUAAACAUGGGCUGCUCAUAAUUAGAGGCAAGGGAAGGUAAAUCCACUACACUUUCAUCCACCAUAUGCUAAUCGUUCUCUCCACAACAUCACUUGCUACCAAUGUGGUAUACGCAAGGCCGGUGAGGUCUCUAGAAGCCACAAGUCUCCAAAACUUUAGCAG